Pseudocercospora fijiensis CIRAD86 is the source of this 1288-nucleotide messenger RNA. RefSeq names its product diacylglycerol kinase (gene SPK2). Gene Ontology annotation, biological process: sphingosine biosynthetic process. NCBI's taxonomy places the organism in Eukaryota, Fungi, Ascomycota, Dothideomycetes, Mycosphaerellales, Mycosphaerellaceae. Gene Ontology annotation, cellular component: membrane; intracellular membrane-bounded organelle; cytoplasm. The transcript has a single exon. The record is from RefSeq and is a predicted model, not a curated record. The coding region runs from base 1 to 1278 and encodes 425 amino acids.
AUGGCAUGCGUGCCUGUACAAGAUCUGCGCGCCAAAGACGAUUACCACUUCCUAUUUGUCGAAGCGAACCCGGAUGCCGAACACGAUAGUAAAGCGUCGCCGGUCCUGUUCAAGUCAGCCAUAUUGACCAAUCCACCCCAAGGACUCUCCAUCGACUAUGUCGCUCCACGGCAAGGCGAGAACUGCUGGGAAUUCAGGCAGGAUCCUGCAGCUGUUCAGCCAAACUUUCACGUUAUAGUGUCGACUGGCUCUGGAACUGGUCUGGCUGCUGAAGUUUGGAAGCAAUUGGUCAAGCCUGGACUGGAGCACAUAAAGGUCGACGAGGCCAAGCACUAUGCAUUGCACUACACUGAUUCGGAGUCCACAGUGAGCGAGCUCACCAGGGAUAUUCUCCUCCCCCAGGCAAAUCUCGGAGUCUAUCAGUCCGUAUUGCUCAUGAGUGGCGACGGCGGUAUAGUCGACAUCGUGAAUACACUGCUUUCUGGCAAUCGAAGUCAGAACUACAGAAAGCCUAAUAUUGCUAUCAUGCCACUCGGCACUGGCAAUGCGCUUGCUCACAGCGCAGGAAUCACAAAGGAUGAUACCUUUGGAGUCAAGACAUGGCUUCGUGGUGGACUGCAGGAAUUGCCACUGUUCUGUGCAAGAUUCUCAUCAGGUGCUCGACUACUCACCGACGAGGCACGGAAAGAAACACCAUUGCACACUAUGGAUGGGGCGACCGUCGCACAUGGCGCAGUAGUCUGCUCGUGGGGUCUCCAUGCAGGCCUAGUUGCAGACAGCGACACGGUAGAAUUUCGAAAGUUUGGCGUAGACCGAUUCAAGAUGGCCGCACAAGAAGCGCUUUUCCCCAGCGACGGAUCUCCGCCACAUGUCUAUCGUGGCAAGGUGUCAAUACUCCGACCGCGUGAGCAAAACUGGCAAACCAUUCGUCAUGGAGAGCAUGCCUAUGUCUUGGCAACGUUGUGCAGUCAGCUUGAGAAAGGAUUCACCAUCAGUCCGGACACGAAACCUCUGGAUGGGAAGUUACGGCUUGUGCAUUUUGGUCCUACAACCGGAGAGCAAGCCAUGUCCAUUAUGAGUAAAGCAUAUCAGGGCGGCCAACAUGUACAGGACGAGAAUGUCGGCUAUGAAGAAAUCGAGGCACUCAGAAUCGACUUCGACGAGGUUGAUGCGCGUUGGCGUAGAGUGUGCAUCGACGGCAAGAUCAUCCGCGUCGAGCAAGGCGGCUGGGUAGAAGUCAGAUCUGGUCAGAAAGGUGUAAUCGAUUUGAUUGUAUGAAGCUCUCCCG